Messenger RNA from Candoia aspera, 5066 nucleotides. It is a transcript of the gene SCAMP4, whose product is annotated as secretory carrier membrane protein 4. The record is from RefSeq and is a predicted model, not a curated record. Bases 1069 to 1752 code for a protein of 227 amino acids. Gene Ontology annotation, biological process: protein transport. The transcript is spliced from 7 exons. NCBI's taxonomy places the organism in Eukaryota, Metazoa, Chordata, Lepidosauria, Squamata, Candoiidae. Gene Ontology annotation, cellular component: recycling endosome membrane; trans-Golgi network membrane.
CCUUUGGCUCUCCUACAAUUUCUUAGGCUUUCUGCCCAAAGUGCUAAUUCCUGCAUCUUUUCAAAGGGUUAAUUUAACAUGGGGAGAGUAGCUUUAGAAAAUGGCCUUUAUUAUGUUUUAUUUCAUUCAUUCUGCUGGAAGUUCCUUGUUCAACCCUCUUCAUCUACUUCCAAAGCAGGGUUUUAUUUCCAUCAAAAUUCUCUAUAUUUUCUCAGCCUCUUUUAAUCUUAAUCCUUCUGUGUCCUUUUUGAUUGCAUCCUUUUCUCUCUUAAUCCUUCCAUGUUCCCUUUCCUUAUCUUUUUCUCUCUAUAUACAUGACAUAGUUUCUUUCUCUCAUCCUAAUUUUUUUAGAUUCUCUUACGCAUUCCUUUCAUAGUUGUGGCCUCUUGGCUUUGUCAUUCCACCAACUCUCCUUUUUCAUGUUUCCCAUUAACUCCAUACAUUUCAGUGGUCCUCUGUAAGAUCAUUUUUUUCAUUUUGUUCCUAAUCCUCUUCCUUUAUAUCUGCUUUCCUUUCAUUUGGUUGGGAGAUUAAUCUACUUUCUGAUACUUUCUCUUCCUGCAGUUGUUCUUUUGUUCUUGUUUCUUUUCCUGUCCUUUCCUUUUGCCCAAGAUCUACUUUUGACGCUACCAAAAAACAAACAAACAACCCUCUCAAUCUUAUAUUGCAAACAAUCGCAUUAAGCAUGCUUUUAAAUUUAUAUGAAUUCCUUUGUCAUGUCUAUAUAUGAAUAAAUUUAACCUUAAACCAUGCAUUCAAAACAAAUCUUUUUCUAAGCAGAUACUCACCAGUUACAAUUUUUAUUCUCCUGGAUCACCAAAUAGCCCAUUCCCCAGUAGGGGUUAAAAGCACUGGGCUAGAAACUGGAAGAUUUUCUGGCCCUGCCUUAGUCACGAAGGCCAGUCCAUCUCUCAGCCCUAGGAAGAAGGCAAUGGUAAAUUACCACUUCUACAAAUGUUGGCAAGAAAAGUACAGGGACUGGUCCAGGCAGGCAAAAGGAGUCAGGACUGACUGAAAGACCCAACUCUUCAUGACUUAACACUUCUUUACAAGGCACUUGAAGAAGGAAUGGCAGAGAAAGUGAACAACUUCCCCCCACUUCCUAAAUUUAUCCCGCUGAAGCCAUGCUUUUACCAGAACUUCACCGAUGAAAUCCCAAUUGAUUACCAGACUCUGGUGAGGAGGAUCUAUCGCUUGUGGAUAUUUUACUGCAUCACCUUGGGCGUUAACCUCAUUGCUUGCCUGGCUUGGUGGAUUGGUGGUGGAAAUGGUGUCAAUUUUGGCUUGGCAAUCCUUUGGCUCGUCCUCUUCAGUCCUUGCAGCUAUGUCUGCUGGUUCCGGCCGGUCUACAAAGCCUUCCGGUCAGACAGCUCUUUUAAUUUCAUGGCAUUUUUCUUCGUUUUCGGAAUCCAGUUUCUCCUGACAGUCUUCCAGCUGAUCGGUUUCAGUGGGUGGGGAUCAUGCGGGUGGAUGGCUGCCGUAUUGUUCUUCGGCAUCAGCGUUGGGGCUGGUGUGGUCAUGCUCUUCCCAGCAAUUAUGUUCACCUUGUGCGCUAUUGGGAUGCUCAUAUGCCUCAUCCGGGUUCACCGGAUCUACCGCAGCGGGGGUGGAAGCUUCCAGAAAGCUCAGAACGAGUGGCAGACUGGAUCGUGGAGAGAUCCUCCAAGCAGAGAAGCCCAGCACAGCAACUUUUCAGGAAACAGCCUCCCUGAGUAUCCAACAGUUCCCAAUUAUGGAAACCCCUGGUCCUGAUCCUGGCCGCUCAGGCAGGUCAUGUAGUUUGGUUUGAGUUGUUGCAAGAAACACAUUGCAGUCCUCAUUUGAGGCUUGCUCUCUUUUUCUCUUUCUUUCUCUUUCUCUCUCUUUCUCUUUCUCUCUUUCUUUUGAGGGGUGGUGCUCUUUCUUCCCCUGGCCAUGUUUUUAUUUCUGGUUCUCCCUUUUUGAUGGCAACCUCUUGUGCCAAGACAUGGCUGUUGCCCCCAUUUGACUAGCCCUAUCUUUACUGACAUGAAUCCCCUUCUCGACUCCAGCCUAUGUCACUUUUGCCAAUGGAUGCACAAGGAACGGGGUAAAACUGCCAUUUCUAUUUGACUGAUCCCUUUUGAGAGGGCAGCAGUUCACUGCCAGGUCCCCCGGAAGAUUUUGGGAAGGUGACUGAAACUAUUCCCACCUUUUCCCUGUUUUCAGUUUGCUUCUGUGCAAAUGCUGGCUCCUUCUGCCUUUUGGGGGUCCUGCGGCUCUAGAGAUGAUUGCGAAAGGAAAUAGGCGAUAGGCCCAAAGAGCAGAUCAUUCAUUAUGGCAACUAUUUUUGAUGCUCGCUGCUGCCAGAGCCGGAGUUUUGUAACUGAAUCCGUCUCCCAGGAACUCAACUCCUGGAAAUAGAAAGUUAACAGCAUGAUGAAUGUUCUUAACUAGCCUUCUGUCUGAACUUCUAGCUUUCCGUAUUGGAGAAAUGUAUUAUGGGCGGGAGAGUUCAAAUAUUGCCCCUGCUUUCCCAAAAUAGGAGCCAUUUUCCUGGAAGCUUUCAUCUGUUGAUGAUUUUGCCAAGAUAGGUCUUCGUUUUGUGUAUAUAUGUUUUGUUUGGAGUGUGUUUUAUGUUUAUCCUUUAUGCUUUCCUCCCUGCUGGCUAUUAACUUGCUUGCUAAAAUAGAAACUGAAGAUGCCUAUGACCUGUCCAAGGCCAUAGGCAUCUUUUGCUGGUCCAUGCCUGACCCUCUUGGAAAAAAUAUUCCCAUACUUGAACCACAGAACUCUUUUCAUUUCUGGUUCUGGCAGAUCACGUUCUGUCCAGAUUUUCCACUUUACCCCACAGCGGAUGGGUGAGAAUCUGCAGAACGUCAAGACGGAGAGUCAGGCUGCAUCUACAAGUAUUUGUUUCCUCAGAUUCUCUUGUGGGGGAUGUAUAAUAAUAGCCACUGAGUGCAAGGAGCCAUUAUACAGGCUGGGCCAGUUUGACGUUUUAGUAACUGAAGGCAGUUCUCAUCCAUCUUUUCCAAAACUCUGCAAUGAUCUUGGGGUGCUGUGUUCCAGUCAGUGCUCUUCUUCUCACCCUCUUCCCCAUAUGAGUCUAAUUCGGGCAUCCUGGGACGUGAUGCUCUCCCCAGAUUUUGAGCCAGUAUCUUACCUGAGAAUGCUUUUUGGAAGGCACCAAUGUCGUGCUACCUUGGGCAGCCCUGCCCCAUCUGGCCCUCUUCCAAUGUAUUGGGGCUGCAGCACCACCUAGCUUGGCUAGGCUGGUUGGGGAUUUCACAUGCUGUACCCCCCACAUAUCUGGAAGGGCCCAAUGGGGCCAGGCUGCCUCAGAGCAUUCAGACUCCCGAAUCUGCAUUGUCUUAGGGUAACACAGCCUAGGGUAGGGCUGUCUGCCAAAGCAUCUGGGCCUUACACCUUUCCCAGAUGCCUCAGCAAUUUGGUGCCUUUUCAAGCCAUUGCUUUCAUUUGCUUUCCAAGGAGCAGACUUGCACUGGGCUUUUUUUUUAAUUCUCCCCUUUUUUGCGGAAUGUAUUACUUUUUGGAAAAUGUUGUGGGUUUAUUUGAAAAUGUGAAAAAGCACUUCCAGACAGAAUGGAGAAUCAGGAUAGGACAGAGAAGUGGGUUGUAAUAUGUGCCUUAUCUGAUUUUACAUACUCUGGUCUGUUUCUUCUCCCCCCUCCCCGCCCCCAACCAGCCUUUUUACAUAUUUAGGGACCCUGAAAGGAUUCCCUCUUGGUUCAUUAAAGACCACCCAUUUUGUAAAUACAAAGGCCAAUGCCAUAGUUCUCUCCCUCAAGGAUAGGUUAACAAGUAAGCCAAAGAAAAUGAAAAUGGUUAGUGCUAGAGGCCAGAAACCUCUGCUGGGCUUUCUUUGGGAAUAGAUUCAUGGAAAGUGAGCCUCUCUCCCUGUGAGAUUUCUUGAUACAUUCCAAAUGUGGGCUUUGAAAAAUCGGUACCUGUAAUUUAUAAAUGUGUUGCACUUGUUCCAAAGUGCCAGAGAGCUGCCACUUUGGAACCGCCUUGCUGACAUCAUGCCGUUGCAUCACAUGGGCUUUAGUUCCUCUGCCUUUGCCUUAAUUGCUUUUUUUUCAACAACGACAACAACAAAAAAAUAGAGCCACAGAAAAACGUGCUGCCUAGCUAAUAGCUGCCCUGCAGGGUCCAUAUUAUAGGUAUGCCCCAGAUCCAUUCCCUCAGAGUAGCCCCCUGCUAAACAUUCCCUAAAUACCACCAGUUGCUUUUUACCCUGCACUCUGGACUUCCCAGUUUGGCUGCUGGGAGGAGAAAUGACGUGACUGGCUCCUGAAACUCAGGUUACCCAGGCAGGCCACUCCUGGGUGGGCAAGGCUGCCUUAAAAGCCUGUUGGUGGACUCCCAGAUUCCUGGGCGUUUUCUUCAAACGGGGGCUGUCUGGCAUCAGGCUUCCUGCCAAACUACAGAAGGGCCUGUGCCUUCUGCAGGAGCCUCAGUCAGCCAAGACCCCUGAUGUUCUCCUUUGAUGCCAGUGAAACAGCAGCAGCAACAAAUCUUGCUCCUCUUGGGCUCUUUUGCAAAAGGGGGGUUGCAGUGCAGGCCAGAUGUUCUCUGGGUACCGAGCCGGAAUUCUAAUACAAGAGAAGAAAAUGUGCUGGAUGAGACCUGCAAGUCAAAUUAUCCAAGCAGAAAGCCAUGGCCAAAAGUCUGGGCUAACGUUUGGGCAAGGGUAUCUCAUGCAACCGCCUCAUUUCUGUGCCAUGCCUCUGCCCACCCCAGGAGCCCCACCGGCCAGGGUCUCCUGUGCAGUUUCUGUUUUGGAGCUAGCUCCCCUCCCCAAAUCUCGCUGUGCUUCAGAACAACUUUUUGAGAACUGGACCGCUUGCCAAUGUAUCGUGUCCGCCAUUGUCUUAAUAUAAUGUACUUAUAACUCUAAAAUUUUGUAAAUGUUUACAUUAUUCCCAAGGGAACUAAUAUCAUGGGGGGAAUGUGGAGAAUUAGCUCUACGAUCCUUAUUCUGCAUCAUGUUGUAGAUUAUUUGUUUGCAUUGUGAUGUGGUGUGGUGUUAAUUAAUUCAGUUCUUUUUUCCUUUAAAAAUAAAUGAAGCUUGGCUACUGGAA